Molecule: messenger RNA, 1103 nt
Organism: Amphimedon queenslandica
Lineage: Eukaryota; Metazoa; Porifera; Demospongiae; Haplosclerida; Niphatidae
Exons: 4
Coding region: 70-951 (293 amino acids)
Source: RefSeq, a predicted model, not a curated record
AAUGAAACAGACAAUCAUGGAAAUCAUAAAAUCCUUUUUCCUCGUAACAUAAAGAAAGAGUUUAAAAAAAUGAGAUCAAAAUUAGGCUCUACAUUUUUUCGAGUCCGGCGUAUUUUUAAAAGCAAAAAAAAUGUCUUGGAUAUCGAUGAAGUGAAGGAAUUUAUUAGUGACUGUUUUUCUGAUCUGAAGCCUCAGCUUUCUGAUAAUACAACCAUUGGUGAAGUAUUAGAUGUAUUGAAGAGGAAGUGCAAUAUCACUGACAUCAGCCCCCUUGAAGAUUUAGCCUCUGAAUUCAACAUAGAAGAGGCUGAACCAAUCAUUAAGGCAUUCAAAGAGGAAGCUAAGGAUUUCUGCAAGUUGGUAUCAGUGAGUCUUUGCCUUGGUGAGAAGCUACAGGCAGUUGCUACUCCAUCUCGCCUUUUAUGUGAAACCGUUGUAUUUGUGUUUAACUGGGAUCCUGAUGAAUGCACGUUGCAGGAUAUCAAUGAUGUUCUGUUUGAGUUAGAGCCACUUAAUAGGUUUAAAUACCGUUUACAGGUUGAUAAAGUUGGUACUGAUCAAUCAGUUGCAGUGACCUGCUACUGUCCUGCUGAAUGCACUGGCUCACUGAUAAUGACUGUCCUUCAGAAGAUAAAGAUUUUACAAAAGAGAAAAUUGAAUAAAUUUAUACUUGGCAAUUGUACUGUAUGGGAUAUAUAUGCUACUCGGGUAUUGAGUGAGGAUACAGAUCAUGUGAAGGACUUACUGAUUGCUGAUUUGGAAGCUGCUCCAAGGGAUAGAAAUAAAAGGAUGAUGGAGUUAAGAACAUUGUCAGAAAACAGAUUAAAAGAAAUAGAAGCAUUGCAAAAAAAUCUUGUUCAAAAUGAAGAACUGAUUUGUAAACUUCAGAGCCAAGUAUCAUCACUGGAAGAGAGAGAGAAUCAAAAUUUGAAAGAAACAGAAGGUAUUUAGAGCUACAUGUCAUGUAUUUAUUAUUAUCAUGUUUGGAUUUAUGAUCAAUGUUUAACUGACUAGUUGUGCUUUUAUUAGUAGUACAAGAUGUGGAAUGGAGUCAGUUUGAUGUACAACUCACUAGACCAUCAUUAGAUCAAUGUGAGGAGGUA